Messenger RNA from Lodderomyces beijingensis, 912 nucleotides. The record is from the annotation of a GenBank genome assembly. Lineage: Eukaryota; Fungi; Ascomycota; Pichiomycetes; Serinales; Debaryomycetaceae.
AUGACAGCGGAUAACAUGAGCCAGGUUUCAGAAGAUGUCUUGUUGGAGUCGUACCCGCAAAUCACCGCACCUAGUGAGUUGACCGGCUUCACUUCCAACUUAACAGAGGAGCAAGUCGAGGCGGUGAUUCAAAUGCGCAAGGACUUGGUCGAGUUGGGGUACGCGCAGAGAUUAGACGACGCCAGUUUAUUGCGCUUUCUCAGAGCUAGGAAGUUCGACUUGGCCUUGGCGAAGGAGAUGUUUAUCGAGUGUGAAAAGUGGAGAGACGAGUUUGGCACCAACACCAUCAUGAAGGACUUCAAGUACGAAGAGAAACCCAUUGUUGCCAAGAUGUACCCCACUUACUACCACAAGACAGACAAGGACGGCCGCCCUGUUUACUAUGAAGAGUUGGGCAAAGUCGACUUGAACAAGAUGCUCAAGAUCACCACCCAGGAAAGAAUGCUCAAGAACUUGGUUUGGGAGUACGAGGCCAUGGUCAAGUACCGUUUGCCCGCGUGUUCCAGAGAAGCCGGACACUUGGUGGAGACCUCGUGCACGAUAUUGGACUUGAAAGGGAUAUCGAUAUCCACCGCAUACAACGUCAUUGGCUACGUAAGGGAGGCCUCGAAAAUCGGCCAGGACUACUACCCGGAGAGGAUGGGUAAGUUUUAUUUAAUCAAUGCCCCCUUUGGCUUUUCCACUGCAUUCAAACUAUUCAAGCCGUUCUUGGACCCAGUCACCGUGUCAAAGAUCCACAUUUACGGCUACUCCUAUACCAAGCAGUUGUUGAGACAGAUUCCUCCGCAGAACUUGCCCCAAAAGUACGGCGGCAUGGAUCCUGCCACCGACGAUGAGUUGUUGUUGGGCGAUGUGGGUCCAUGGAGAGAUCCCAAAUACAUUGGACCUGAAGGCGAGGCACCAAUGGCAUAA